AUGGAAAAUCCACCUUCAGAAAUCCAAGCAGGCCGUGAAGCCGACUACAAGCGCUUUAAGAACUAUGCCGCAUACACAUUCCUCAUCGGAGCACCAAUCCUAAUUGCGCUCCCACCACGCAAGCUCGACCCCCUCACCGUUCUAGUUCUCUGUUCAUUCGGGGCGUCCGCAAACCACAUCGUCGCAGACCGCACAGGAAGAAGCAUCAUCGAUCGAAUCGAUGCUAAGAUCUCUCGCAUCCACAACCCCCUGACAUCACUACCUAGUGAGCGUGCGCAAGAGAUCCAAGAUCGUCUCCGAGCCUCGCGCGAUGCCCAAAUCCGCCAGGCUGAGAAUGAAAAGCUUUCUGCUCGGAUUCAGGAGUUGUCGGACAGUGGGGAUGCGUCUGUGAGCGCGGAAAUUGAGAAGUUAAAGGCGCGUCAGCUUGCUGAGAAGGGGGUUGUGCAGCGGGUCUGGAUGGGUGGGGAGUCGGAGGGUUGGAAGGAGCGGAGGUUAAGAGAGGAGCAGGAGGCUCUUGCUGAGGGGAAGGGGUAUGGAGAUUUGAUCCAGGAGCAUAUUUGGGAUGUUUGGACUUGGGGAGGGAAGGAAGGGAAGGGGGGUGAGGGUGUGAAAGAUGAGGUGAAGGACGAUGAAUCCGUGAAGAAGGAUUAA
Messenger RNA from Penicillium salamii, 651 nucleotides. Lineage: Eukaryota; Fungi; Ascomycota; Eurotiomycetes; Eurotiales; Aspergillaceae. The record is from the annotation of a GenBank genome assembly.